AUGGCAGUGUACCUGCAGCAAUGGCAACAGAUCGAAGGGCAUAUGGACGAGCAAUUCAUCCUUGCGUUCAACCGCUUCCGAGGUGCGAACCAAGACUUCGUGGGAAUUGACCAGUUUGUCAAGAUCGUGACGACUGUGACGCGGCAUGGCGUCAGUGUACGGGACUGCCGCCUCAUCUUCUACGACACGGGCAAGGAAAUGAUCGACCUCAACACGAUCCUUCGACUCAUGCAAGAGUACGACCUGCGCAUCUCCCUCUCGCAUCCCAAGGUCAUGCUCGACGAAGCCGACUUUGACUGCAUCCGGCAAUGCCUGGGCGUAUCCAGCGUCCUGUCCUUCGAAGACGAAUUCAAGCAGCUCGUGGCAUGUUGGACUGAGGUGAAACCGAAGAUUGACAAGCAGAUGGCGUCGUUGCAUCAGACCGAUGAGACCAAACGAGACCUGGCAUACCAUCUCCAAGCGGUGGAGGACUCCCUCGCGUACCUUCGGUCGGGCAUCGACACACCAUCCAUGAACUCUACGUGGGAAACCUUCCGCAGUUCCAUCGCCAGUUUGCAAGCAGCUGUAAACGCCCAGCGGAGCUUCAGCAUCCUGUACGUACAAUGCCACGUGCGAAAAUGGGUGUCCAAGCUCAAGCGGCGCAAGUCGGAGCGGCGAUCGUUGAUGCUUCAAUGA
Molecule: messenger RNA, 675 nt
Organism: Aphanomyces astaci
Lineage: Eukaryota; Oomycota; Saprolegniomycetes; Saprolegniales; Verrucalvaceae
Exons: 3
Coding region: 1-675 (224 amino acids)
Source: RefSeq, a predicted model, not a curated record